AUGGCCGGCCUAUUUGCUGACUCUGGGGUCAGCACAUUCCUUCCUGACGACAUUGCCCCGGAAAAAUUCAACGGUUAUGUUCUGGAUCAUGUCAGCAUCGCAAGCCAUCCAAGCCCCUUCAUCUCCACAUUUCGGUCUAUCCUAGCCCCCAUCCACCGAGCACUGUGGGGGAAGGAAGGUGCUAGGGUCUCCAUCAUCGAUGCAAGGAAGCUUACAGGCCCGGUGUACUUCGCCAAAUCCCUUGUACAGCAGAACAAGAUCCAAAUCCCGGGCUACAGUGGCAUAGGAGAAUAUCUUAUAUGGGGAGAGAUUCAAACGCCUGCGAUAAUCUGCUCAUUCAAGAUCUCUACGCUCAUCCAGAUUGCGCAAGAGAAUGAAGAUAUCGGCAGAAUUCUGCAACUUGACAAAAUCGCCUCCUAUAGACGUGUUCGGGGAAAGCUACGAACAGUCCUUUCGAAAGAGAUCGAUAGUAUGAAUUUGGAUCACGCUUCUGGUGUCAGCUUGGGUAAAUUGCUCCAUCUGAUCAAUGUGCCCCAGGCAUAUUAUCAGAGGGUCGGCGAGGGCCUCCUCAAGUCAUGGCAACUACGGAAGCAGGGAGACUGGCAGGAAUUUCACCAAGGGCUUGAAGUUGGGGUUUUCACCCGAGCUCUGGCCAAGGGAAUUAAUACAGAUUAUCUUGUUCAGCAUGACACCGUUGUGCAUGAAGAAGAGGAAGAGGAAUUCGAAGAGAUAGAAGGAGACGACAAAGACAAAGAGGAAGACAAAGACGGAGACGAAGAAGAAGAAGAUGAUGAUGAUAGUGACGACAUUCAGUCCGUCUUUGAUACGCCUUGUCCAGUUCGACUAGCAUAUUCUGUCUCAUCUAUCACGCCCCCGGACGCUCGGCGCGUCAAUCGAAUUGAGCUCUAUAAUCCCGUUACCAGAAACUGGUCUCUGGCCGAAGAAUCAUCCACCCCUACCGAAGUCGAGUCUUUCUCUCAAGGAUCCAGCGUGAUUGUCUUGGAAGACUUCGAAGAAGAAAUUGAAGAGCUUGGGGAUAUGAUCAUGGGGGAGGAUAUCUCUGAUCUGUCUACACCCGAGCACCCACCCAAGGAUCGAUUGGCCUCAGAUCGCGAGAGGAUUAAGCGUUUUCUAAAGUGA
Messenger RNA from Aspergillus novofumigatus IBT 16806, 1140 nucleotides. RefSeq lists its product as uncharacterized. The coding region runs from base 1 to 1140 and encodes 379 amino acids. The record is from RefSeq and is a predicted model, not a curated record. NCBI's taxonomy places the organism in Eukaryota, Fungi, Ascomycota, Eurotiomycetes, Eurotiales, Aspergillaceae. The transcript is spliced from 2 exons.